This is a messenger RNA of Rhopilema esculentum, 11834 nucleotides long. RefSeq names its product P2R1A-PPP2R2A-interacting phosphatase regulator 1. The record is from RefSeq and is a predicted model, not a curated record. Gene Ontology annotation, molecular function: protein serine/threonine phosphatase inhibitor activity. NCBI's taxonomy places the organism in Eukaryota, Metazoa, Cnidaria, Scyphozoa, Rhizostomeae, Rhizostomatidae.
AUACUUAAAUUUCUUUCUUUCAUUUGAAAUUGGAACAGUGCGUCUCAACAUAUUUAUCAUUUUGUCACAUCGUGUCACAUUUGUCACGUAUGGUGUUCUCCAUCUAAAAUGUAAGGAGCUUUCUUGCUGAUAAAAAUAUGCUGUUAUGUUUGGUUCUUUAGAAAAGUAUGGAGUAAGGUUGGGAUUAGGGUCAGAGGAGUGAAUAAAAAAAGUAUAGAACAAUUUUAUUUGACCUUCUUAUUUAGUAUGAUUUUGUAUUUCUGUGUAUUUCUUUUUAACCAAGGCGUCUGUUUGAUCAUAUGCAAUGAAGAUAAGCGAGGGGAAAGAGUGGGACGUGGUACUUUUUAUUCUUAAUGCUAAUCAGUAGCAUUCAAUUAUUGUACCUAUCAAUAUUUUCUGAUAAAAAUAAUGCUUUCCAUGAGAUUUUGGACGUUCUCUAGAAAACGGAACUUUUUUGCCAGUAAUUUAAAAGAUAUAUUCUGUUGCUCAAUUUUUAUUAGGUUAGGUUAUUUGAUAUUUUCUUUAGUUAUACACAGUCAAAGUCCGUAAAAGAGCUUAGUAUUACCGUUCAGCAUGAUUUAAAUGUUUUCGUUUUCAACAAAACGAAAUCCAAAGUUAGGAUAGUUGUUUAUUGUUUUUCUAUUAGAAAUGCCAACGGUAGAUUGGUUUGAUAUUCGUUGCAACCUGUUUUCUGCACUUUAUGAAUGUGCAAUUGACUUAAAUUGUGAACACAUUUCAAAAGAGCAUGUAGUUAAUUGCUGUUAACGCGGGUUUCAAGACCUUAUCGCGGGUGUCGUUCUUUAAGUGUGACCUUGAUUGCUCGGUCCCAUUGUUCAAGGUGAUAGUACAUGUUUGCCUACUUAGUUUCGCGCUUAUCGCAGGGCAGCAACAUGCAGUUUUUGCAUAGUUUUUGUAAACAUAACAGCAUUGCUUUAUGCAAGAUUUCCGAGCCAAGGAUCUAAACUUCUGUUGUGUAAAAUCUGUAAUUAUUGAAGGGAAAUUCGAUUUUUUUAUCUUAUGUUAGUGAAGUUUGCUUGUCUGUGAAUUGUGCCAGGAAGCGGCGUGUCUAAAUGCCGUGAGAUUGUCCAGCCUUGAAAAACAUGUUGCAGCUCUUGUGUCUCAUUUAUCCUUGCAAUGAUCUCAAUUAUAACAGCAAAACACUGCGCCUCAAUCUAAAGUUUGGUGGAUUUUCUACUAUCUGUUUAUGUAUAUUUAUAUUGCAAAAUCCAAUUACUACAUCAGUCCGUUGAUUUUUAUUACAGUGUUGGUAGUUUAUAAUUUAUAUCAGGAUGUUUUUCUGGCACUUAUUAUUUUAGGAUUUGCCUCAACUUAAUCACAGAAGCGUCGUAUCUCGGGGAUGUCGAUAGAAGUACCACAUCCCGCUUCGAGAUUCCCUUUCCUAAAAAUUACUAUUCGUGCAAAACCUAAAAUAAUUUGACAACCAUCGUGUUUUGACUGUUUUUAAUUUUUUCGGCUCCCGCAUACAUAACUACAACUUUAUUCUCUUUGUUAGUGCUUACAUAGUCUGACAUGUCGAUAUUUACCUGUAUUAGUCACGACUGUCUAAUUUACAGAUAAGAUCAAGACACUUUUCUUGUUACAAGGAAAUCAUUUGGGUAUCUAUUUGCAAUUUUUACAGUGCCAAAGUUGGCAGUGAAGACCAAAUCAUAGGCAAUUAUUACACCUUUCAGCAUCGAAAGUUUAUUAUUAUUUCCGAGCUGUCUCAUGGGUGGUGUGGAAAAGUUUUAAUAUCUUCUAUAAAUGGGGGGGGGGGGGUAUUAUGAAGAAUCACCUAAAUGCUCUUCGUGUAAAUUUCCGGUGUUUGCCAGCUGUCAGUCAUGAUGUUAAGUUCAUUUUUUUAUAAGAACAUCAGCAGAGAAAAAUAUCCGUUCUAAAUGGCUGGAAAGAGUGGUACUAAAAACGGAGGCACUUCCUCCAAAGGACCAAUUUGUGUAAUAUAUUUUUAUUUUUGAAAAGGGUAUUAUAGGGAUAUUUUAUAUAGAUGUUGUAGAUCAAGUUUACAAGCUUUAUGUUAGGCCUCACCUAGACUAUGGAGACAUAAUAUACCACAAGUUUGACCCAGAUAUGAGAAGCACUGUCACAAAAAACAUUGAGCAAGCUCAGUAUACGGCGGCUCUGGCUGUCACAGGUGCCUGGAAAGAGACCAGCAGGCAAAAAAUGUAUGAGGAACUUGGAUGGGAGUCUAUGAAUGACAGAAGAUGUUAUCGAAGAUUAUACCAUUUUUCCAGUUAAGACAAUCAAAAACACCAGAAUAUCUGUUUAACAAAAUUCCUCCUGAGCGACAGAUACCUUACAUGAUUCGAAACCCACGAUAUUAUGACCCAAAUUUUUGUAGGACAUAUCGUUUUUCUAAUAGCUAUUUUAUAAAUACAAUUUAUGAAUUUAAUCUUCUCGAUAGCGAAAUAAGAAAUUCAAAAUCAAUUUCAGAAUUUAAACGCAAAUUAUUGUCUGUAAUAAGACCCACAAAAAACCAGUCUUUGUAAAUUAUACAGUAACGGUAACAAGAUACUUAACCCAACUUCGAAUACGAUUCAGUCCUUUAAACGAACACCGUUUUAGACACAACUUUGAUUGCCUGAGCCCCUUGUGUGUUUGUGGCGUAGGUGAUGAAGACAAGGAGCACUUUUUCCUGCACUGCCAUUUGUUCCAAGCAAUGCGGAACGAGCUCUUUGAUCGGCUUUCUGAAGUCCCUGGACUCAAAAUUUCAAACCUCUCUGCAACUGAAAUUUGUGAAUUAAUACUUUAUGGAAGUUCCGAAUUAAAUGUACUUGCCAAUAGACUUCUUAUGGAGGCCAUACCUCAAUUCAUCAAAAACACUAGGAGAUUCUUUUAAUUGAAAAACACAAUAGCAGCAACUCCUUUUCUUAUUUUUUUUCUUUUCUUGAUCUACCUCUGAAACAUGUAAAUUAUGUAAAAAUUGUGUAUGUAAAUUUUUCUAGAGGUACCUUACUUUUCCUGAUUUAGUUUCUUUACUUCUCUCCCUUUAUUGUGUUUAUAUUUAGAUGUAAUUGAAAUUGUAAAUGUCACUCAUAAUGGAGACUAGAUGACCUUGCGUCCUUCACUAUUGUGAGUGACAUGUAUUUGAGUAGCUUUGUUGUAGUUUAAAAUUUUAAAUUAUAAAAAAGAAAAAAAAAUAGGGAUAUGUUGAGUCUUCAGGUAAAACCUAAUUUUUUACCUUUGGGCAAAUCUGUCAUCCCUCCUCGCUAAUGAAGCUGUCAUUUGCUACAUUAAGAUUGCGCCAAAUCUGUGCCCAUCAUUAAAUUUAGCUAACGCAAAAAGUUGGCCUAAGGUUCUUUCUUUAAGAUCUAGCUAUUUAAUGUACCUUUGAUACACAUUAUCUAAAUUAUUAAUUUUGAAAAUUUUUAAAAGAUUGUCAAGCUUUUUUUCUUUAACUACAGAUACAAUUGUCCAACAGUGGCUUUAAAUGCAGUAUAUUUUGCCCGAACACAAAUGUCAAAAAUAUAUAAUGGCUUAAGUCGCAAACUUUGUAUGUCACGUUUUUAAAGUUAAAGUAGCACCAAAUAUUCAACAAUGUUACUUACAACUUAAGUGUUGGGCUUAUAAAAACAGAAAUAACUGCCAUUACACCAGAGCUUCAAAGGGGUGUAAGAAAACGUUGUGACUAAACGAAUGUGGGACUGAUUCAGGGUACGAAUGCUCACUUGAGUCAGGCGAGAAAAUCCAAUGGGAAUUGAAAACCAUUCCGAUUUGGUGAAAGUCGGGUGUUAUCUAGGGGUAUGAGGUACGGGGUUCAACUGUAAUUUUGGUAUCAAACGCUCUUUCUUCACCCGAAAUGUGGCUAAGGAAAAACAGAACUUCAACAGGCAGCUUCAAUAUUCUUAGUAUCAUUCAUUUGGUACAGGGGCUGUUUCAGGCUUUUGAAAUUUUUUAUAUAUUUCAGAAAACGGGCCUGACACACGGGAUCCAUUUGGUUAAAAAUAAAAAAAUAAAACUAAGUGGGAAAAACAGAAUUACGAGCUUGCUCUGAUCAUCAAACACAAGAGUUAAAAACUUCCAAAAGUUUUAAUUUGACGGUUAACAGCUGAAAACCAGAGGUUGAGUUAUUUGAAGUUUAAACAAGCAAUGAAUAUGACACAAAUUUUCUAUUAUCAUAAGGCAAAAAAAAUUUAAAUAUUUAGCAUCCAUAACAAGCGAAGAUGAAAAAAAGGCUGGUGAAAUUUAAGGAUGCUGGAAUGUGAUUCAUUAAGACAUAAAAACCUGAAAAAAGAUAGACACAACAGUUCCAACUAAGUAUACGAGCAAUAUAAGCCAUUAUUAUCUACAUUUAAUCGCCAACAUAUACCAACGAAUUUGGACAGAAGACAUUAAUGGACAUCUUUAACAGCCUUUCCUUUUUUUAAUAGCAAAUUGAAUGACCGGGCAGGUGUUCAAGGUUAAGGAGACUUACCAGGUGUUAUAACGAUGCUGCAAAACUGAAAUACGACCCCUCACAAUAAAAGAGAUUUUGCUAAAUUUCUUUGGGGUUUUAAUGAUGACAGCUAAGUGUCUUGUCACUCAUUUACUCUUUGCUGAAAAAACAACACAACGCCCUACCCCACCAGCCGUAAACUCAGCAUUGAAUACACGAAACAUUUUUAAGAAACCAAGGUCUGUGGCUGGCAGGCAGUUUCUUUAAUUGUCGGGCCAUUUUUCUAGCAAAGUUUCAUUUUUCUGUUUUCAUAAUUUCUGUUUUUAUAAGCCCAAUACUUAAGUUGUAAGUAACAUUGUUGAAUUUUUGGUGCUACUUUAACUUUAAAAACUUUACAUGCAAAGUUUGCGACUUAAGCCAUUAUAUAUUUUUGACAUUUGUGUUCGGGAAAAAUAUUCUGCAUUUAAAGCCACUGUUGGACAAUUGUAUCUGUAGUUAAAGAAAAAAAGCUUGACGAUUCCUUCCCAUCUUCAAUGUAUAUUUGUCUUUUUCACUACAGGUUGUGCCCUUUCCAGACAAACUUUCCAGGAGAUCCAAUCCAUUUUUUAAAAGAACAUCUUCAAGGAAACCAUAGGGGCAACCUACAUGAAUUUAAAAAGCUGAGAAACUUUUUUAAAUUGCUGUUUUAUUUUGCAAAUUCACUCAAAGUAGUUUUUAACAUUAAACGGCACUGUUAUCUGCAACAAUAUGUUUGACAUGCAGAUAUCUGAAUGUGUCUUCUGUUUACAUCUUAGGCCGACUUUUUUGCGUCGCCAUAUUUUAGCGAUUUUAGCCAAUUUGGUGUUUUUUCGGAUCGAUACGGAAAAUUUAAAUUUCGGAAUUUAUUCUGCACUUUAAGCCGCUGCUGUGCCCUGAGCACCAACAAAAUUUCCAGGAGAUCCAAUUUUAUCGUCCACCAUUAAACAACAUCUCAAGCUUUAGGAAUGCAAACGAUCAAUGUACUAUUAAAAACUGAAAGUUGUACUUUAAUUGUGACCUGAUGAAGAUUAAUGUUCUAAAAGUCGCAAUAAUAUUACAAUUUCAUGUACGAAGUUGUACUUUUUCCAUAUUAAUUUGUUUUUAUUACUUACUCGACGUACAAGACGCCGAACUACAUUAAUCCUCGAUCGUGUUGUGAACCUAUGUUAUUCAUAACAAUGAUGUAUAGAUCUCUUAAUCGCUUGGAAACUUUGUUCGGCUGCGAUGAUCCUGGUCCGGGAGAAGUGCCUUUGUACACAAGCUCACUUUUUAAUUAAAAACAUGUUCACGCUUUUUGCAAGAAGACAUCUUCGUUAGCAAGACAACCGCCUCGACAUCAUGGCGUCCUGUAUAUUUCAAAUCGUUGCUAGUCGAAACUAAAAAUAAUACUUUACUUUGUCCUCACAUUAUACAAACAUGAGAAACAACAAAAAAGAUGAUUAAAUUGCCAAGAAUUAAAACAGUAUAUCCCAGGAAAAGUUUAUCUUCAUGGAAGCAAUAUUUUUAAUAUUUUUCCGCUGGAAGCUUGAAGCAGGAAUAAAUUAAAACUUUUAGAAGCUUUAAAAAAGUAUUACAAGUAUUUUUCUUCUUUUGGUUAAGCUCCUUUAAUUGUAUAGAUAUCUCAUUUUUAUAUUUUUAUGUUCCUCUCAGGUUUUAAUGGCGUUUUAAAUGAAAAAAUUUAAAAUCUCUUUCCUCUUCAGACCUCCCUAAACGCUGCUGAUAAAUGUCCUCCGCAGUAGCACAAAUUUAAGGCUGCGUUGCAGGCUUCCUAACAAAACAGAGAAAAUUAGAAUGGCGUUCGAAGAAGGGACAAGGUUUUCCAAAAUGGAAACAGAUGAAGAUUCAGUCGGCUCUCAUUGCUCAAAUACUAGUCUUAGAAGAUGGAACUCAUCUCCAAUGAUUAAUAAUGUCAAAUCAGUUGACUAUAGCAUAGCAAUCGAGAAACCAAGGACAGGAAGGACCCGAACAUUCUCAGCUUCCAUGUACAAUCAAGCUACACUGGAUCGAUCCCCACACGUAAUUACCCCUAUUGGAUCACCUGCAUCAAGAAUAAGUCAGCUGAAGCAGGAAGAAAGUAUGGAUGAAAUGACACGAGAAGCUCUUAGUGAAAGAAACGUGACUUCAGAAAUUCAGCUAAGCCAAAGUUGGGGCGGAAUGAGUUUACUGACGGAAAAAUCGUUCAGUCUGACUGACGAAAAAAGAGACAACAACGAGGAAGCAAAGAGUGCUUUUUCUUCUCCUGUCGCUUCACCCUCACCCAAUCGGUUGCCAUGCGAACAAAGGCUUACACGUGCCCGAAGUUUGACACCUAGUCCGGGACCUCUUCCUAACAGUCCCAAAUGUCGGACAUUCAGGAGAAGUCUCAGCCCAAACGGUCUUAGGCAGAGCGCCUUCACUUCAAAGAGAAAAAUUGAUCCUGAUGACGACGACCAGCCAAUGAUGCCUCAAAAGAAAUUAUGUACACAAAUAUCUACAAGCAGCGCCUCCUCCUGCUCAUCACCCGACCUACACACAUUCGAUUCGCUACCGUUGUCAUUUGAUGAUGAUUCGGGCAGUGACACGUCAAACUCCAGCACAAUGACACCAACAACAAUCAGCCCUAUUAUUGUAAAUAGCACAGCAUCGCCAUUUUUUUACGAUAGCAAAAAUCAUCAAGGUUUCCCCUUUUUGAAACCAAGAUAUGUUGCUCCUCCGUCACCCCUUGCUGCAGGCAUGCAGAGCGCAGGUAUGAGUAACGAUGGCAAAAAGAACUCAUUUCAAAGCACAAGUUACACAUUUACGCCUGUCAAAGAUUAGUUUUGUUAUAUAUGUCUUCGUUGACUAGUGCAGAUUAAACAAAGAAUAAUGUUAUCAAGGUCACAGUUUUAAAUCUGUGAAUGAUUUUAUCGAUGUUGAAAAACUUAAUGAUACUUACGUAAACAAUACUAAUUUAAUGAUACUUUUAAAGAUAUCAACCAUCUAGAUUUAGGGUUGUGAGGCACAACGCGCAUUCCUUGCUCACUUGAUUCAGCUACAGUGAACUGUUUUUUUCAGCCAUCAUGUUUACACAAUAUAGACAUGAUACUCAACAGAACAAAAGCCUAUUUAUUUUAAGAUUCCUUAAAUAAUAUCAUAAAAUGACUUUUAGCUUGCCAGGUUCUCAAAUCAUGGCAUACUUUCUUAUCAAGGUUAUUAAAUUUUAUCAUUUUUGUUUACCCAACCUGAAUAAAUAUAGACGCCCAUUUUAAUCAUUUGAAGAAACGAAAAAAGCAGUUACUCAGUCAAGAUUACACAAAAAGGCUUCGCCAGCUUAAAACCAGACGCACUUUCUCCACCCGACAGGAACUGAUAGCCGAAUAUGUCAUAGCACAUCACAGUGUCGAGCUCUGUCGUCGAAGGCGUUUUCUUUUAUUUGUUUGAAAAUCAGAUUCCGUAGUCAAAGCGAUCUAUUUCCAACUUUUUUCAUGAACUGGAAAAACCUUCUGUUACAGUUUUCAACAGUAUUAGGUUUUCAGCACCUACUUAUUCCUCUCUCUCUAAACACUCUGAAAAACCAGAUUCUUACCAGGUAGGCAAGUUCUACAGUUCAGACGGGGUGGCCACACCAUCUAGAAAAUAAUUUGCUUUAACAAUUCAUUGGAUUAUCAGAGACAAUAAUAUGGAGCUGAUGAUCAGCCUUUUCAUUGACAAGGGAAAGAGCUUUUAAUUUAGCAGGAUAUCUGAAAAGCCUUGCUAUAAAGCGCUAUAGUGGUCUCCUAUUAAAACAAAUGCCACAACAAUCUUUUGAGCAAAUUUUAUAUUAUGAUAAGGUUUAACCAUUGAAGUUAGAGUUCACAUUACUUUAGACAAAAGUAUUUAAAAAGGUGAACGAAUUUUCGGCAUAGUUGUAUUACCAUAAGGUAUUUUAUGUAAAAACGGUUGUUAGAUUUCUGUCCUUAAUUUUUUAUCGCUUUACAAUGUUGUUAAGUAUAGAAUUAUAUUGUGCUCUUGUUGUGAAAUACUAUAGUUGAGUUAAUAUUACAACCAUAUUUAUCAUUCACCACUUUUGUUUCAUACGAAAUUUCACAUCCAAUAGGACAGAUUUUCUGGUCCCUGCCUUCUUCUUUUUCUCAAAAUCAAUUUUCCACCAUAAUCAAGCCAUUCAGCGACAAUACGUUAACUUUUGAAAAAAUUUUGAAAAGGGCAUUAAAACAGGGCUGUCUUCAAAGAGUUUUCCAAUCAUGCUUCAUCUAUUAGUUUCAUAAAUCAAUUUAUCAAUCAAGUUCAUUUCAUUAAGGCUGAAAAAUCGCCCGUCAGAAAAUUGCAAUUUUUUGUAAAGCCUAGGCCCUAGGGCCUUACUUUUCUGCCAAAAUUUAAAGCUGCCUAAAAAUGGUCCAAAGUCAUUUUAAAAUGAUAAUUAUUGAAUAACACCAGCAAAUCCCUGUAUUUUCAUUCAUUUUAUGGCGUUUUUGAUCAGUUUUCGUUUGAAAAAUCCACCAUCAACAAUUGCAAAUUUUGUCAAGCCUAUAGCCUUACUUUUCUACUAAAAUUCGAAUCUGCGUUUAAGUGCUCCAUAUGCAUCUUAGAGUGAAAAUAAUUAAAUAAAACAAGUAAAUUCCUUUUUUUACUUUCAUUCUAAUGCGUUUUUGACCUACUUUAGCCUGAAAAAUCUAUAGCCUUCCUUUUCUACUAAAAUAUGAAGCUCCUUUAGAGUAAUCCACAGUCAUCCCUAAAUGGCGAUUAUAAAAUAAAUCCAGUAAAUUACUGUGUUCUCAUUCAUUUUAGGACUGAAAAAUUUCCCUUAAAAUAUUGCGAUUUUUCUAAAGCCUAUAACCUCUUUUUCCAUCAAAAAUUAAAGCUGCGUAAAAGUGGUCCAAAUGCAACUUAAAGUGAUUAUUAUCAAUUAUCAUCAGUAAAUUCCAGUCUUUUCCUUCAUUUCAUUGCGUUUUUAUCCGUUUUAGUCCUAAAAUCUCCCAUGAAAUAUUGCAAAUUUUGUGAAGCCUAUAGCCUUACUUUUAUGGUAAAAUUUGAAGCUUCGUUAAAGUGGUCCAAAGUCAUCUUAAAGUGGUAUUUACAAAAUAAGACCAGUAAAUUCCAAUCUUUGCACUUACUUAAUGGUAAUUUUGAUCCAUUUUAGGCUGAAAAAUAAUCCAUCAAAAAUUGCAAAUUUUGUCAAGCCUAUAGCCUUACUUUUUUGGUGAAAUUUGAAGCUUAAGUGGUCCAAAGUCAUCUUAAAGUGGUAUUUACAAAAUAAAACCAGUAAAUUCCAAUCUUUGCACUCAUUUAAUGGUAAUUUUGAUCCAUUUUAGGCUGAAAAAUAUUCCAUCAAAAAUUGCAAAUUUUGUCAAGCCUAUAGCCUUAUUUUUUUGGUAAAAUUUGAAACUUCGUUAAAGUGGUCCAAAGUCAUCAUAAAGUGGUAUUUACAAAAUAGAACCAGUAAAUUCCAAUCUUUGCACUUAUUUAAUGGUAAUUUUGAUCCAUUUUAGGCUGAAAAAUAAUCCAUCAAAAAUUGCAAAUUUGUCAAGCCUAUAGCCUUACUUUUUUGGUAAAAUUUGAAGCUUCGUUAAAGUGGUCCAAAGUCAUCUUAAAGUUGUAAUUACAAAAUAAAACCAGCAAAUUCCAAUCUUUUCACUUAUUUAAUGGUAAUUUUGAUCCAUUUUAGGCUGAAAAAUAAUUCAUCAAAAAUUGUUAAUUUUGUCAAGCCUAUAGCCUUACUUUUUUGGUAAAAUUUGAACCUCCGUUAAAGUGGUCGAAAGUCAUCUUAAAGUUGUAAUUACAAAAUAAAACCAGUAAAUUCCAAUCUUUGCACUUAUUUAAUGGUAAUUUUGAUCCAUUUUAGGCUGAAAAAUAAUCCAUCAAAAAUUGCAAAUUUGUCAAGCCUAUAGCCUUACUUUUUUGGUAAAAUUUGAAGCUUCGUUAAAGUGGUCCAAAGUCAUCUUAAAGUUGUAAUUACAAAAUAAAACCAGCAAAUUCCAAUCUUUUCACUUAUUUAAUGGUAAUUUUGAUCCAUUUUAGGCUGAAAAAUAAUUCAUCAAAAAUUGUUAAUUUUGUCAAGCCUAUAGCCUUACUUUUUUGGUAAAAUUUGAACCUCCGUUAAAGUGGUCGAAAGUCAUCUUAAAGUUGUAAUUACAAAAUAAAACCAGUAAAUUCCAAUCUUUGCACUUAUUUAAUGGUAAUUUUGAUCCAUUUUAGGCUGAAAAAUAAUCCAUCAAAAAUUGCAAAUUUGUCAAGCCUAUAGCCUUACUUUUUUGGUAAAAUUUGAAGCUCCAUUAAAGUGGUCCAAAGUCAUCUUAAAGUUGUAAUUGCAAAUUAAAACCAGCAAAUUCCAAUCUUUUCACUUAUUUAAUGGUAAUGUUGAUCCAUUUUAGGCUGAAAAAUAAUUCAUCAAAAAUUGCAAAUUUUGUCAAGCCUAUAGCCUUACUUUUUUGGCAAAAUUUGAAGCUUCGUUAAAGUGGUCCAAAGUCAUCUUAAAGUUGUAAUUACAAAAUAAAACCAGUAAAUUCCAAUCUUUGCACUUACUUAAUGGUAAUUUUGAUCCAUUUUAGGCUGAAAAAUAAUCCAUCAAAAAUUGCAAAUUUUGUCAAGCCUAUAGCCUUACUUUUUUGGUGAAAUUUGAAGCUUAAGUGGUCCAAAGUCAUCUUAAAGUGGUAUUUACAAAAUAAAACCAGUAAAUUCCAAUCUUUGCACUUAUUUAAUGGUAAUUUUGAUCCAUUUUAGGCUGAAAAAUAUUCCAUCAAAAAUUGCAAAUUUUGUCAAGCCUAUAGCCUUAUUUUUUUGGUAAAAUUUGAAACUUCGUUAAAGUGGUCCAAAGUCAUCAUAAAGUGGUAUUUACAAAAUAGAAGCAGUAAAUUCCAAUCUUUGCACUUAUUUAAUGGUAAUUUUGAUCCAUUUUAGGCUGAAAAAUAAUCCAUCAAAAAUUGCAAAUUUGUCAAGCCUAUAGCCUCACUUUUUUGGUAAAAUUUGAAGCUUCGUUAAAGUGGUCCAAAGUCAUCUUAAAGUUGUAAUUACAAAUUAAAACCAGCAAAUUCCAAUCUUUUCACUUAUUUAAUGGUAAUGUUGAUCCAUUUUAGGCUGAAAAAUAAUUCAUCAAAAAUUGCAAAUUUUGUCAAGCCUAUAGCCUUACUUUUUUGGCAAAAUUUGAAGCUCCGUUAAAGUGGUCCAAAGUCAUCUUAAAGUUGUAAUUACAGAAUAAAACCAGAAAAUUCCAAUCUUUGCACUUACUUAAUGGUAAUUUUGAUCCAUUUUAGGCUGAAAAAUAAUCCAUCAAAAAUUGCAAAUUUUGUCAAGCCUAUAGCCUUACUUUUUUGGUAAAAUUUGAAGCUUCGUUAAAGUGGUCCAAAGUCAUCUUAAAGUGGUAUUUACAAAAUAAAACCAGUAAAUUCCAAUCUUUGCACUUAUUUAAUGGUAAUUUUGAUCCAUUUUAGGCUGAAAAAUAUUCCAUCAAAAAUUGCAAAUUUUGUCAAGCCUA